CCUUCUGAUGGCGUCACGGCGCGGCGACGCGCGGAGAGGAAGGUUGCCCCACGUGGAAGGAGAAGCAUGGAGGCGAAGGGGGAAGCGGCGGCGCUGCCUUUGGACCACAGCCAGAUCAAAAAAGCCACUCAAGCAUUACUUGCAUAUAACGCGAACAAAGAGAAGUCCGGAGAAAAAGUGCUGUUGGGCGUAGACCAGAAUGUCUUCCUGAUGAUCACCGUCUGGAAAAUCCCACCCAAGGAGCAAGUAAUCAAAAUAAACCUGCCGCAUAGCAUUCUGCCGGAUACCUCUGAGGUUUGCCUCUUCACCAAAGAUGAGCCUGGCUUAACAGCGGAACAAACUGAGAACUUGUACAGGAAGCGGCUGGACCAACAUGGAAUCACAUCCAUCACUGAGGUCAUCUCUUACAAAACAUUCAAAACUGAAUACAAGCCCUUCGAAGCGAAACGCCGGCUGCUGAACCGGUUUGCCCUCUUCUUGUCCGAUGAUCGUGUUCGAAGAUUGCUGCCUUCACAGAUGGGAAAACAUUUCUAUCAGCGUAAAAAGGUGCCUCUCUGUGUGAACUUGAAAGCCAAGGACCUUGCUAAGGAAAUCAACAAACGCAUCCACGGAACAAUUGUCCCCGUCACUAACAAGGGCAGUUGCUUCAUGGUUCGCAUUGGGCACAGCAGCAUGGAUGCAUCAGAGAUCACUGAAAAUGUUAUAGCAGCUGCCAGAGCAAUAGCUACCAAGGCUCCACAGAUCUGGAAAAGCGUGAAAAUCCUUCACCUCAAAACCAGCAAAUCGAUUGCACUUCCUGUUUUUCACUCUGCUUGCCAAGGUGAGGCUGGUGUUCAGAAAAAGGAAGACACUGAAAACCAAAAGACUGUGCAAAGAAAGAAAAAGAAAAGCAAGGCUAAACCCAAGACUAUGGAUCAGAAGGGCCCAAGCGUCGACACGAGUGAGGCUCCAGAAGCCGAAGUGCCUAAAACAGACAGGAUGGAACCCUCUCCCCUGAAAUCAAAAAAAGAAGAGGAGGAAGAGGAAGACAUUCCACAACUGGUUCCUAUCGAAACUCAGCCGCCUGAGAAAAAAGAUCAGGGAGCCAAGCUGGAGACGGGCUCUCCGAAGCUGCGCAGCAAAAGGAAGGCAGAGAUCCCUGUUUCACAGCCGGAAACACCCGUGGAGGCCUCCAUCUUAGAGAAAUCAACCCCACAAAGGCCUGGUCGAAAAGCCAAGACAGCCGCGCAGGAGAUUUUGGGAAAGACGCAGAGCAAGGAUUCCCAGCAACCUUUGGCAAAACCAACUGUGGCUCCCAAAAGGCCCAAAACUCCUAAAUCAGACAAGAAACCCCAAAUUCCCAAACGGGACCUGAGAAAAGUGAAAGUGCCGCCGUCCCUUUGAGCGGAGGAAGAACAUGGGCUAUUUUCGUAGCAAGAUCAAAGGAAGCUUGGCAGAGAAGACGUUUAAUUCAAUGCUGGUUCACUUGUAAAACGUCCUGUGAUUUUGUUUUCCAUUGCGGGAAUAAAGCGAUGUCCUGUUUUA
Messenger RNA from Thamnophis elegans (Western terrestrial garter snake), 1524 nucleotides. RefSeq names its product ribosomal L1 domain containing 1 (gene RSL1D1). The transcript has 9 exons. The coding region runs from base 67 to 1383 and encodes 438 amino acids. The record is from RefSeq and is a predicted model, not a curated record. Lineage: Eukaryota; Metazoa; Chordata; Lepidosauria; Squamata; Natricidae. Gene Ontology annotation, cellular component: 90S preribosome.